This is a messenger RNA of Tetrahymena thermophila SB210, 1737 nucleotides long. RefSeq names its product transmembrane protein, putative. The transcript has 6 exons. NCBI's taxonomy places the organism in Eukaryota, Ciliophora, Oligohymenophorea, Hymenostomatida, Tetrahymenidae. The record is from RefSeq and is a predicted model, not a curated record.
AUGGUUUCUAAGCAUGUUUUAGUAUAAUUAAAUAAAAUAAAUCUUAACAGCGCUUAUAUUACAACAAUCAUUUAUUACAUUGGAAACUACUUAAUAGGAGUAUUUUGGGCAGAAUUAUUUAUGGAUAGCGAAAGAAUAAAGUUAAAUUCAUAUUUGUUUCUUUCUCUCCCUAUUGUAAAUGGCCUAUUAUUCAUAAUACUUUUUGGAAUUAGAUAUUUUAAUUUAUCUCUUCGAACUCAAUUUGAAAGUAUUUUCGAUUCUGAAUCAAGUGGAUUAGCUAUUAUUGAUUUAACCGUUAAGAAGUUGUAUGAUGAGACAUUGUAAAAAAAAAAUGAAUUAAAAAGACAGCUCUCUCACUAAAUUGAACAAUAAAAGCAAAGUGAUGAAGAAAUUAAUUCAAUAUUUUUAAAAUCACCAGCUAACAAAAAUUAAAAAGAAGUUGAGGUAGGAACACCUAAAAAUAGAGGAUCACAGACAUAAAUGUUAACUUUCAAUUAGAAUAACAGUCAAUUUGUAGAUCCUAUGGCACUUGAUGAAAAACCUAUUUAAAUUUAAGCUUAAGGUCUUAGUUUUCCAAAUGAAAGAAAUGAAGAUAGAAAUUUGGUUUAAUUUCAAAGACAGUCUUCUUAAACAUAAAUUCCAGCAAAUAUAAAUUAAAAUAAUGAAGUUAAUGCUAAAAAUUUGUCUUAAGUAGUGAAUUUAUCUGAAAGCAUUUAAUAGUAACCAGCAAAAAGAGGGAAUGUAGAAUAGGUAUUAAGAAAAUAAACUAAAUCAUUUACAUAUAGAUUCCUUUAAUCUAUUAUACAUACAGAUGAUAAAUAAUUAUGUAUGGGCUAUCCUGCCUUAAUUGGAAUCAUUAAAUUAGUUCCAGUAACAAUAAAUUCAAUUAUGAAGUUAAGGUACCAAUGGUAAAUAUAGUUCCUCUCUUUAUUCUUUGCAAGUCUUCCUUAUCGAGGCCUCUACCUAGAAUUUAAUUAGUAUAAAUUAGGAUUAGGAAUAGUUGCUAUAAAAUUCUUUUAUAAACUAUUGGUUUAUUAUUUAUAGUUUAGAUUUGCAAGUUAAUUGUUUGAUCUAAAAAAAAAAAUAAACAUGAAAAUUAAAAAGUAAGAAAAAGAUGGUGGUAAUCUCUUACAAAUGAAACUUAAAGAAAUGUAAUUCAAUUUUUAAAGUGAUCCAAAUAUUGAAAGAAACCCAAAAAGUAAAAAAAAUGAAAGUAAGGCAUAAUCUUCUAUUCCACCUCCUCCUUUAAGUAUUGAAGAUGGAUUAAAUUAAAAAGAAGUAUAAUAAAUUUUAGAUAAAAAUUAAGAAAAAUUUAAUGGAUUUUAAGAAAUAGAAUAGCUUUUACAUGAAUUAAAACAAAAAGGAUAAAUAUUUUAUUAAAUGAUCUACAAGCUAGAAAUGAUCUAAUUUUCUGAUAUACUUCAUAUGAUUUGCGUUAUUAUUUCUAUCAGUAUUAAUGCCUCAAUCAACUCAAACAAUACUCAAGUUGAAUCAAUUUAAGCAUUUAAUGAGCAUAAAACAGGCAUUGUGGUUAUUUUCUUUGUUGAGCUUAUUGCUGAACUAAUCUACACUGUUUUAGUUGCUAAUUUAAUUGGUAAAAUCUAAGAUUUCUAUUAGUAUAGCUUUUACAAAUUUAUGAGCGAUAUUUUUAAUUUUUCAAGAAAGCAAUUUAUGUACAUUGUUGCAAGUAUACUUUGCUCUUAUUCGAUAUUAUUCAUAGUUAUUAAUAAUUCAUGA